CCCCCCCCCCCCCUUGGCCGAUAUCCAAUCUAUAAUAAUAGUACUUUAUGUCGCCGACCCAUACUCCAAUAUCUACCACCACCACUGCGGGCAAUACUGUGGUACUGCCUCGUCUCAAUCCAUCUAGAACCCUAACUGGAAGACAACUCCACAUUGAUGCCCAAAUCACUGAUACCGCUGAGGAUAUUGUACAGAUCAUCAAUGAUAAUGAAACAAAAAACUUCCAGCUCGGAGUCAUUCUUAUUGUAGUGGCCAUCGGAUCCUGGAUCAUUGGAUUAGAACUCGUCAACUCAGUGUUGAAAGGUGAUGACUACAAGAAACCGUGUUUGUUUGCAUGGAUUACGGGACUGUGUUUUAUGCUUAAUUUGUUACCCGAUAUAUUUGAAUUCGUAAAAUCUAAAUGGUCCAAAUCAGAAGUACCACUCCCAAACUCUCCAGAAGCAACACCGUUACUUUCACCAGGUUCAGCUAGUGGUUCGACUAAUAACGUGGUUCCAAAGACUGCUCUUGAAAAGCUGCUUAUUCCCGAUGCUGAGACUCCAGUUGAAUUGACAAGAUCAGAAGUUUUUCUGCUUGCAGCGGAAAUUGCAGUCAUUUAUCUCAUGUACAACAUCUUUGUAAUGUUCGCUUUACAAUUCACUUCUGCAUCUAAUCAAACAGUUCUUGGUUCAACCACAUCAAUUUUCACAUUAUUCAUUGGAAGGUUUUUAAACAUUGACAAAAUCACAGCCAAGAAACUAAUUUGUAUAUUCGUUAGUUUGGGAGGUGUUUUCUUUAUCAAUUGGAGUGAAUCUGGUAAAGCAAACGGACCUAAUGAUGGAUCAAAGUAUUCCCCAAAGAACCCUCUUUUCGGUAAUUUUUUGGCUAUUUUAGGUGCCCUCAUGUAUGCACUUUAUCUCAUUAUUAUGAAAGUUAGAUGUGGAACGGGGAACAAAACUACCAAUGAAAGAAGACUCUUUGGAUUUGUUGGGAUUUUCACAUUUUUCAUUGGGAUCCCACUCUUGAUCAUUGCUGAUUGGCAAGGAAUUGAGAAAUUUGAGUUUCCUCCACCUUCAAAUGAUAUCUUGAUCCUGAUUUUAAUCAAUGGGGUGUUUUCGGUAAUUUCUGAUUAUACAACUAUUCUUGCAAUGCUUCUUACAAGUCCGCUUGUUACUUCUUUGUCACUUACAUCUGCCAUCCCAAUCACAAUCCUUUUGGAUUUCAUUAUACUUCAUCUUAGCGGUAAGGGAGGCUCUGGUGGCAAUGAAGGAUCCGAUCAAUUUAUGUAUUUUUUCGGAAUUGGUUGUAUUUUGGUAUCUGUUGUUCUUGUCAAUGUUAAUAUCACUUCUGAAAAUGAAUUAAUUCAUGAAUUUAUAGAUGAUGCAUUGGAGGAAGCUAUUAGGGAUGAUGAAGUCCUUUCCCCAGUACUUUCUCCGUUACUUUCUCCAAAAGCACCUCUUGCAACCUCGCCAUUCAUCUCCAAUUCUGAAAUCUUACAACGUCAUGCCCCAGGAAUUACUUUACUGACACUUAUUCAAUCAUUUUCUCCAAAGAUCGCUGUCUCGUCUACCAACGAAAAUGGCCCUUCACAGGGAGGCUUACCCAGCUUUCAAUUACCACAAAAUCAAAAUCCUGAAUUCGGUAUUGAUUCCCCCACCUCAGAUGGGAAAUUAUUGGUAUAUGGAGGGGAAAACCAUCAUUAUCAUGUUAGAAAUGUAUAUGCAAAUUCUCCUGAAAUUCAACCCAUUUCUAGCAAUCAUACAGCAUAAUUAGAAUAAUACAUACAUAUUUAUAUAUAAGAAUAAUACUAUAUUAAUGAUAAUAAUGAUGAUAAUAAAAUAUUAAAAAAUCUCUACU
[Candida] anglica is the source of this 1836-nucleotide messenger RNA. Lineage: Eukaryota; Fungi; Ascomycota; Pichiomycetes; Serinales; Debaryomycetaceae. The record is from the annotation of a GenBank genome assembly.